AGACUGUAGGGAGAAUGGCACCGGGAGCGUUUAAAUGCAUCGAGUGUAAUGAAGAUGCAAACGAGCUGCAUCGAGAUUACAGCAAUGGCAUUUUGAAGAUCACCAUAUGUGCCUCAUGCAAGAAACCGGUGGACAAAUACAUUGAAUAUGAUCCAGUUAUUAUUCUAAUAGAUGCAACUCUAUGCAAAAUUCAGGCAUUUAGACAUAUUCUCUUCAACACUGACAUUAACAUCCACUGGAAGCUGUGUGUGUUCUGUCUGCUCUGUGAGUCAUAUCUGCGGUGGUUUCUUCUGCAGGGGUCACAGCCCAGCGGUGACCCCGCUGACAUCAUCCGUUACACUAAAGAGUGGGAUUUUUACUGCAUGUUUGCAUUGGCUGCACUUGAGCUGGCUGUGUUUUGCACGGGCGUGCUGCUGAUCCUCUGGACGGUCCGACGCUUCAAUGGCGUUUCUAUAGAGUUUCAUUCACUGCUGAAGGCUCUUUUGCUCUCCAGCUACGGCAAAGUCCUGCUGAUACCUGCUGUCAUCUGGGAGCACGACUUUUCCCCGCUCUGCUUCAGCCUCAUACGACUGUUUGUGUUGACCUCCAACACACAAGCCAUUAAAGUGAUUCUGAACUGCAGUAGACGUCUGUCUCUCCUGGCGGUGUGUGGUGGGUUACUCUUGGAGACGUUUGUUUCCCAAGCUUUCAAAACACUGCAGGUCUGCUCUCAAGACUAUCUGCCAGUGUUUUAGAUCCAAACCGAAGGACUCGAUCCAGGAGUCUGAAGAAAUGAAUGAACUGACAUCACGAUGAUCUGAAUCCAACAGUCCUGCACUCAGCGAUUUCCGUUUUACAUAGUUUCAUUUCUGUUUUGAACUAGUUUUAGAUUAGUUGGUCAAAUGCUUUGGAAAUGUUUGUGACACGGCCAAGUGAAACUUAAUGAGGUCACGGAGAGCAAAUUGCUCAUUUUUACUACGGUUACCGCGUGGUUAUGAGGUUUUUUACGCCUGAUAUUUUCUAAGCUAGGUUUUAAAACCGCGGCUUUUUGACUCCAUAGAGUCACCGCAAGGCAAAGAGGAUUAUUUUGGUCUGUAUAGGCAGGAACGUCAGAAGGCCUUUAGGUUUAGCGCAAUGGCGUAUGUUUACGUGGGCUUUGAAGACACAGCUUUACAUUCCUGAGGUAAUUUGUCAAAUUCCUGCCAGUGAGCCCUGCGGAGGAGAGACGUUAACGCAAAUAUACUACAUAUGGCCGCGGUUCACAUACUCCAACAAUCUGUUUCCUAUUGGACGGUUUGUGUACGAACGUUGAACAGCAACGAAUUGCUGUAUUAACGUUGUUAUGAACGAACUCAGGAAAUAAAUCUUGAACUUUGCGAAACUCAUGCUUGUCUUAGUUUUGUGUUUCAGUGCUGUGAGGGAUUGUGGUCUGUAGGGGUAGUUUACCAGAUUUAGUGUAAAUCCUAAAAACAUCCUGAACAUUUCAACAGGGAAUAAAGCACCCGUGACAUUUAUGUAAACUGAAGCCGUUUUAGCGAUUAUUGGAUUAGCAUUUCAUUCUCUUCAAGUCACUGUACGUGGAAAACAUUCCAUCAAUCCACACUUUAUUUGUCAUCAGAGGCUUGUUGUGACUAAGCAGGUCAGUGUGAGAUGUCCACAUGUCAGAACAGGUUUUAUGAAUGUCAUGUGGAGGUUUUUGAGCUCGCUGAUGUUGGGUGAGGUUCUUACUCAAUAAAACCGAGUGUCUGUUUCACAGAACAGUCUGGUUUUAUUUAUCUAAUAAGUAAAGAAUGCAAUAUUGUGCUCUUCUCAAACCGAAGGCAAGUAAAUUGUUGUAAAUGGGUUAAUGGUGUCUGGGUACAUUGCUUUUGACAUUUCAGAAAUUGUCACAAGAUUGCUAAAUUUACAGGUGCUUAAAAGGUUCUUCACAGCAGUAUAGAAAAAACAAUCAGUAUUCAUAAUGGAUGAAAAAUGUUCAAUUUGGGCAAUUCCAGCGUUAUGGAUGUGACAUUUUGCGUUAUGGAUGUGACAUAAAUGUAUUUGUUACCAAUAUACCG
Molecule: messenger RNA, 2036 nt
Organism: Triplophysa rosa
Lineage: Eukaryota; Metazoa; Chordata; Actinopteri; Cypriniformes; Nemacheilidae
Gene: arv1
Product: ARV1 homolog, fatty acid homeostasis modulator
Exons: 5
Coding region: 15-734 (239 amino acids)
Biological process (GO): intracellular sterol transport; sphingolipid metabolic process; sterol metabolic process
Cellular component (GO): cortical endoplasmic reticulum; Golgi apparatus
Source: RefSeq, a predicted model, not a curated record